This is a messenger RNA of Medioppia subpectinata, 2268 nucleotides long. Lineage: Eukaryota; Metazoa; Arthropoda; Arachnida; Sarcoptiformes; Oppiidae. The record is from the annotation of a GenBank genome assembly.
AUAUUAGGUGUAAUCCCAACGGCAGCGGGUAUAUUAUUGGGCGGUCUAUUCAUCCGUAAAUGUCUUCCCGGUCCCCGAUUUCUCACUUCUUUCAUUACAAUUGUUGAAACCGUUGUAUUGAUGGGUUUCUUAUCCGCCCUUUUUCUCGGAUGUCCUGAAUCUCAAUUUGAUGGCAAUUCAAUGGACACACAUUUUGAGAUGCAGUCGAUGUGUAACGACAACUGUUUUUGUUCGGAAACCAAAUUCCAGCCGAUUUGUGGUCCGGACAACAAAACCAAUUACUUCUCUCCAUGUUUUGCCGGCUGUAAGACUCAAUCUAUCAUUGAAAUAACUAACACGACAAAUAAGCAAUACUCCAAUUGUGAUUGUUUUGAUGGUUCGGCAAAUGAAGGCUAUUGUGCUACAGAUUGCGGGAAUAAUCUCCACAUUUAUGUAUUACUUUUGGGAAUAAACGAAGAAGAUAAAAGUUUUGCCGUCGGAUUAAUGAGAACUUUUAUGUGUCUUUUUGCAUUCAUACCAUACCCUCUGGUAUACGGAGCAGUGGUCGACGGCUCGUGUCUUAUAUGGGAGUCGAAGUGUGGCCACAGAGGGAACUGUUGGGUAUACGACACAUACAAUUUCAGGCGUAAUCUUCACGGACUAACUCUCGGUCUCUAUUUUAUUGGAAUUAUUUUCGAUGUAAUCGUUAUAUUCCUGUCGAAGAGAAUUAAAAAUCUAUACAACGAUGAGAUCGAUGAACAAAAAAUGCAAAUUUUAUCCAAAAUGACUAAUAAUAAAAGUGUUGAGUCCGAGUCGACGGACCACAUGUGUGGGUUGGGCUCCUGGAGACCCAAAUGGCUUCAAAUAUUUGGCUCAACGAAUGUGUUUAUGGUUAUAUUGGGUGGUUUGGCCAUUUCACAGGGGGCUUCGUUUACAUAUAUGAUCGCUAGUAUUACCACUUUGGAAAAGAGGUACGCUUUUGGCAGUACUAUAUCAGGGAUUAUACUCAUCGCCGAUAAUGUAGCCGAACUCAUAUUAAGUCCAAUAUUUGCGGCUCUGCCAUACUUUAUAUACGGACCGGGAGUUCAUCUGUUGAGCGGUAGUAAUAAGGAAAUAGUCGGACAUCUCAUGAAAUAUAAUAAAAGCACAGAAUUUUGCGAUCAAAACAAUUUCGAUAACGAUAUGUGCGGGGAAAGUGGUGGAUCAGAGACUGUAAUACUAGCCGUAGUAAUCCUAUGUAUAGCAAGUUUUUUCAAUGGUCUCGGUUUCGCGACAUUCGUUGCCAUUGGGAUCCCAUUUAUCGACGACUCGGUCGACAAGAAGAAUUCUCCCGUAUAUAUCGGUCUUGUGAGUGGACUCCGUCUUUGUGGUCCGACCUCUGUCGAUCCGGGAAUUGAGCGCAAAGACCCGCGUUGGAUAGGAGCAUGGUGGAUUGGCUUUCUAGUGAUUGGCACCUCAACACUACUAUUUUCAAUUCCUAUGCUUUUCUUUCCGAGAAGCAUUUGGAAGCGAACAAAACGGUUGUUGAAAAAUCCUAUUUUCGUUUGUUAUACAAUCGGAACGGCUUCGCGAAUGUUUGCAAUGUCUGGUUAUAUGACAUUUAAAGCUAAAUAUAUUGAAUCUGAAUACAAGACGUCCGCCUCUAAAGCGAAUCUAUUUUCUGGUGUGAUUCCUAUAGCAACGGGUAUAUUCCUGGGCGGAGUAUUCAUCCGUAAAUUUCUUCCCGGACCCCGACUUCUCACUUCUCUCAUAACAAUUGUUGAGUUGUUUGCGGUCACGGGUUUUGUAACCGCUAUUUUCCUCGGCUGUCCUCAAUCACAGUUUGCCGGCACUCAACACAACACACAUUUUGAGAUGCAGUCGAUGUGUAACGACAACUGUUUUUGUUCGGAAACCAAAUUCCAGCCGAUUUGUGGUCCGGACAACAAAACCAAUUACUUCUCUCCAUGUUUUGCCGGCUUAGAUAAAGAUGAUAAAACAUUCAUACCAUACCCUCUGGUAUACGGAGCGGUAGUCGACGCCACGUGUUUGAUAUGGGAGUCCAAGUGUGGCCACAGCGGGAACUGUUGGGCUUAUGAUACAAACAAAUUCAGACUUAAUCUUCACGGACUAACUCUUGGUCUCUAUCUUUUUGGGAGCUUUUUUGAUGUAAUCGUUAUAUUUCUGUCAAAGAGAAUAAAAAAUUUAUACAACGAUGAGAUCGACGAACAAGAGUUGGAAAUACAAAACAACGAUAUGAAACUUAAAACCGGUGUUAAUAAACCAUUGGCUAAUACAGUACCAGACAAA